This is a messenger RNA of Scophthalmus maximus (turbot), 3138 nucleotides long. RefSeq names its product neurogenic locus notch homolog protein 2. Gene Ontology annotation, molecular function: calcium ion binding. Lineage: Eukaryota; Metazoa; Chordata; Actinopteri; Pleuronectiformes; Scophthalmidae. Bases 260 to 2713 code for a protein of 817 amino acids. The record is from RefSeq and is a predicted model, not a curated record. The transcript has 23 exons.
UGGUGUGGGAUUUGUGGAAUGGGAAGUUCCUGAACAGGAUGUGGAAUCACUGCUGCGGCGAACAGCCCCACACACACACACACACACACACACACACACACAGUCACACCGAGCUGGCCUUGCGGCUGCACGAACCCGCAUCUGGAGAAGAUAGGAUUUUUUUUCUGGUGCCACAUCUGGAAAAUCUUCUUGUCUCCGUCUGUUUCCCGGCGCCCCGUUGUCUGUCCGCGGGUCUAUCCAACCAGCCCGGAUCCAGGUGAUGUCUCACCUGCGGAGUCUCCUGUCGGCCCUGCUGCUGCUGCUUUUGUCGGCGGCCGAACCUCUGAGCAGCCCCGAGGAAAAUGCCAAUGAAGUCCUGAAACACACAGAGGCUGCAAUCGCAAAGAACGAAGUGAUGGAGAAUGCCAUAGGGAAUCUCAGUGAACCUACAACAAGCCACACCCCCUCCACAGCGAAUCCCUUGACUACCACGAUGUCUCCGAGCGCCGGUCUUGUCCCUCAGUGUCCAGGAAGCCAGGUGAUGCUGGAGAGCAGCCCCGGCUGUGGCUGUCCACCUGGCAUGGUGAAGGUCGGUGACAACUGUACCUGCCCUGUGGGCUUCACUCUGGAGGAAGGGGCCGCAGAGUGUAAAGACAUUGACGAGUGUGAAGGUGCGGGGCCAGGACCAUGUGGUCUCCACGCCAGCUGCGCUAAUACCCCCGGCUCUUACUCGUGUAGCUGUCUCCGUGGUUACCUGAUGGGUGCUGGAGGUUGCCAGGAUAUAGACGAGUGUGCUCUGGCUGCAGUGACGGGCUUGCAGGCCUGUCAGGGGGAGGCUGACUGCAACAACACGCCUGGUUCCUUCACCUGCUCUUGCCCUGCGGGAUAUGUAUUUGCCCUAAAUGGACAAAGCUGUGUAGAUGUGGAUGAGUGCAGCUUCGAGGAGCAGUGUCGCCGGGAGCUGGGAAACGUGUGUGUGAACACGCCUGGCAGCUUCAUGUGCCAGUGCCAGCCGGGCUUCAGAGCGGAGGCGCCCGCCUGCGUUGGUCCUGUGUGUCCAGAAUACACCGUAUGUCAAGAUGUGGAUGAAUGUACAGAGAGUCCUGCGGCGUGUGAUGGUCAGGGUGUGUGUGAGAACACGCUUGGCAGCUAUAAGUGUGUUUGUCAACCAGGUUACCGGGGAAACGGCACACACUGCGAAGAUGUGAAUGAAUGUGCAUUUGGUGGUCACGGGUGUGAUAUCAACGCUCGGUGUGGCAACAUCAUUGGCUCAUAUUUCUGCCAAUGUUACCAGGGCUUCAAUGGAGACGGACACUCUUGUUUUGACGUGGAUGAGUGUGCUUUGAACAACGGCCAGUGUGAACACAACUGCACCAACGAGCCAGGAGGGUACAGCUGCCAGUGUGCCUCCGGUUACCAGUUGGACCACGUUGGACACAACUGCACAGAUGUGGACGAGUGCUCAGCGCUGAAUGGGACCUGUGAGCAGGUUUGCGUCAACUCUCCUGGGUCGUUCCAGUGCUCCUGCAAGCCAGGCUACCAGCUGCACAUCGAUGGCCACACCUGUGUGGACAUUGAUGAAUGUAAACUGCAGAACGGUGGCUGCUCCCACACCUGCACCAACUCUCCGGGAGGACACGUUUGCCAUUGCCCUCCUCCUCUGCUUGUAGACACGGACAACCUCACUUGUAGCAAUAUUACAUCUUGCAAGCUGAGAAAUGGCGGCUGCGACCACACAUGCACUGUGCAGGCUGAGGGCCACGUCCAGUGCAGCUGUCGGAGCGGCUGGAAGCUGGCCGAGGACCUGAGGAGCUGCGUGGACGUGAACGAGUGCGGGGACUUUACAAACGGAGGUUGCGUGCAGCUCUGUGUGAACCAUCCCGGUGGGUUCACCUGCACCUGCAGGGAAGGGUAUGAAGUUCGAACCGAUGACCACACCAAAUGCCAGCCCGUGUGUAACCCUCCCUGUCACAACUAUGGAGUAUGUGUGGCCCCAAACAGCUGCGACUGUCCUCCGGGAUACCCUGGGGUGGGCUGCUCAGCCAUGUGCUCACCGCCCUGUGCCCAUGGAGGCACCUGUAUGCGCUGGGACAAGUGUUUGUGUUCCCCAGGUUGGACGGGAGCAGGCUGCCACGCAGCGGUGUGUGAGUUGCCCUGUGCAAACGGCGGUCGCUGUGUGUCGCCUGAUACCUGCCAGUGUCCCUCUGACUACACCGGUCGGCAGUGUCUUUUGCCCCUGUGCACUCCUGCCUGUCAAAAUGGGGGAAGAUGUGUGGAUGUCAACAAAUGUGCGUGUGUUGGUGGAUGGCAAGGAGCUCGUUGCCAGAUAGAACCUGUUCAGUGUCAGAAACCCUGUAAGAAUGGUGGAGUGUGUGUGGGCCUCAACAGGUGCCGCUGCGCCAAAGGAUUCACUGGAAACCUCUGUGAAACAGCGGUGACCACCCCCUGUGUGCCACCCUGCCAACACGGUGCCACCUGCAGUCCUCACAACACGUGCACCUGUCCAGAGGGCACUGCAGGCCUGCGCUGCGAAAGACUGACGUGUCCUGUGGUCACCACGGUGGUCAGCAUGGCUCGAGCGGUGAGAAAGGCGUUCAGGGAGAGUUAUGUUGACCGUUGUGGACCCCUGGGAGUUAAACUUUGCACAAAAUACAGGAUGAACCAGGCCCGUGUGUACCUGCAGGCUUACAGGGUGGGCUACAAAAUCCAGUGUCCAGAGAGGAAGGGCAGAUGAGGGGUGCUGUCUCAAAGCCCCUGGUCAUGAGGAAAUAUCACUGCUACAACAUUUUAGGCAACAGAAAGAAUUUAAAAUGAGACAGUGAGUAAACUGUAAAAAAUUAAUGUAACCAAAUAUAUUUGUGAUAUAUGUUGACAGCUGUCUUUGUCUCACACAAUCAUAUGUUAUUUUGCAUUUCAUGAGAAAAAAUCCUUAGUAUAUAAAAUGUAUAAUCGAUUUUUUUAUUUGUAAUGUUUAUAUAUGGCAGCUGGAAGUGGUUAAAAGUUCACUUAUUGUAGUUUUUCCAAAAAUGUGUUGAUAUUAUUAAGAUUGCCCCAGGACUCUUGUCAAUGAUUGUCUAGUAAUAAUGACAUUCAGUGAAAAGUCGUACUGAAAGAGUUCAGUUCAAGGAAUAUUCCCAAUAAAGAAACACACAAUUUUGA